AUGCCUACGGCUCUCGCAUCUCAGCUUGCGAAGGGCGUGUCCCUAAAUGCUCCUCUGCUCUCUGAGACUGCCCGCAAAAAGCAUUUCGCAUCAUCUUCGUACCUCUUUUCCGCUUCGACGAAGGGUCAAAUAGACGAUCUUGAUUCAAUUCAUGCAUUAGUCUUGAAUGCAUUGGCUCAACUUAGACACAUCUACCCCUCCGUAGCAGCAUUUGACGAGCAGUCUCAGGAGUAUCGAUUACUAUUCUCACAGCGAGCAAGAGAGACGGACAGGACGCUUCUGGCGAAGGAUGAUCUUGCGGAAUUGAACGCUGCGCUCAAAAGCUGCCUCAGCGCACUGGGUACAUGUCUGAUGGAGAAUACCGCAGGGCGAAUAAUAGAAUGGCUUGUCCGGCGUUUUCGCGUAAACGAGUUUAACGUUCCUGACGUCCUUGCCCUCUUCCUUCCAUACCACGAGUCACCGCACUUCGCAAAGAUGGUGUUCAUUUCAACAGUAGACGAUAGUACGCCGUGGAGAUUCCUAUCCGCAUACAAGGCAUCCGGCAAACCGGUACAUCGAAAUGAACUUGUAACGGAAAUGCUGAGAGACAGGGAGCUUACACGUUUUGUCGUUUCGUUACUUCCCGAAACAUUAUCCACCGCGAGUGGUAGGAAUGUUCAUCGUACACUCAUAUGUUUCAACACUUCGGUAGUACUGGAGUACGUGACGCGCGCAGAGAAAAGGGACUUGGACGCGCCGAUACUCGCGUUUCUUUUACCAGCAUUAACGGAGCCCCUCAAGGAUACGCAUGCCUCUGUUUCACAGCAAUUGCGCAAGGAUGCUAUCCUCGGCAGUUUCGUACUCCUUGCCGCACUCUCUCAGAAAUGCACAUUUACUGUACCAGCCGUGAAAACGGUCAUGUCGGGGAUGGUUCACUGCGCUGCUGCGUCUUCUUCAAUUGGAGCGUAUCAGCUCCUCACCGCGACUAUAUCUUUCCUUGGCCCGCAAGCACCAUUAGAUACCGUUUCUCCGAGGGUUGUUGAUGAGAUGAUCGCUUUACCGGACUUCACGGACGCAUUAAAAGCAUCACUAGGGUGGUCUGGUGUCGAAAAGCUGAUUUUGCCCUUGCUAGGCAGAUUGGUAGAGAACGUCAAAGACGAAACCAAUACGGCCGUUCUGCAGUUGUUGCUUAUUUCAAAGCGCACUCCAAAAGAUGUCCUUUUGCAUCUCUCAAAGAGACUCCUGCUUUCAUCCGAGAGCUCAGAAAUCCUUUCCGGGCUUUAUCAGCGAUAUCCAGAUCUACUACGAUCUGCUGCCGAAGGUCUUACUGAGGAAGACGAGAGGAGAAAAUCGGAACUGGAUAGAACGUUGAUGACGCUUGCUAUGCCAGACGGAACCAGCAAGGCUCCGCAGGACGUCGUUCUCGCCGCCUCCAAUGCUGAUCCGACCGUACGGGCGAAUGCAGUUAGACGCAUCGUAGAAUUAUUAGCAGACAAUUCGGAGGAGCUGAACGCUGACGAACGGUCAACUCUGCAAGAAGCACUGAUGGGACGCAUGUACGACACAAGCACCGUCGUUCUUGACGCACUGUAUGCAGACUCCAAAGUCUUUCUCCCCUUACUUGCGAACUCUGCAGAUGUGUUAUCAAAACUCGCUACCUUCCUUACGGAGCAGAACGUGUCUCGUGCAGUGUUGCGAUCGCACCUCACAUUUUUCUGCAAUGCCUUCGUUGCAACGCAUCCGGAGCACACUGUACAAGUCGCUCUUACUCUCGUGUUUCCAAACGCACUAUUCUCAAAGCCGCGCGGUAAAACUGCAGCAGCCGUAUGGGAAGUCGUAGUCGCGUCUCGAUUGGGUGAAAAUAAACUCUUCAUCGGUACGAGAGAUAUCAUUGAGAAGUGCGGUGAUGACGUAGCGGAGACGAACAAUGCUUUGACGAAGAAGCUUGCUGAGAACAUUAAAACUUCGAAUGACUACUCCAUACUUCUCACAUGGUUGCUCAAGAACAUUUCCGAAGGCACCGACGCCCAUACUCGCCUUUUUUCUCUCCUCAUCUCGCGCGCUCUCCUUACGAACUUGUCUGGCGAGAAUCACAUCGACGCAGCACUCGAUGUCCUACAAACAAUGAAUCCGUCGAGUCUAGACGGCUCGGACAAGAUAGGCGAUGACGAAAAUGCACUGGAUGAGGAGACAGCUUUGAAGCAUGUUGUACUAAAACCUAGUAGUCGUGCAACUGCACGGCGUUUGCAACUCAUGAUUCUAUGCUCUCUUGCCGCGACUCCGAUUCCGCAAAAUAGGUCGCUCGAUUGGUUCUCAUCGUCGAAAAAUACCGGCGACGAAGAGAUUAGUGCCCGUUACCUGCGUCUCAUGAGAGUAGUUUACACAACUAUAAACGCCAUCUCCUCAAACCUCAAUUUCGUAUCACGCUCCAACCACGCUCUAUUCGAAACAUUCGGCUCCGAAUCCUUACUGUUCCUGGCGAGUGUUUGGGUAUCACCCGAGAUGAUUGAGGGUGCCGAUCCCAACACAAUAAGUUACGUUGCGCUCCGGCAUGCUUCAGCGUUCCUUCGUGCACAGUCUACGGAUAAGCCAAUCGACUUUCAACUUGUUCUUCCGGCUCUUCUUGCUGCAUUACAAGCGUCUGAUAGACGUGUUCGUGCUGCGGCGAUGGAGUGCGUUGCAAGUAUGGCAGGCUUGUCUGUCGCGUCGAAGCCUGGUUCUGUUUAUGCGUAUGACCGUGUGUACGGUGCCGCGUCGGCUCGCCUGCAAUAUCUCGACUGGGCUGAUGAGUCCAACUACCUCAACCUACUUGUUCAAUACCGAGAUCACUUGGUGAACGACUCCCAACAUCUUGAAUUGCUCCAUUACGAGCAAUUGUCCCGUUCGAAAGCAGAGAACAAGAAAGACGCGAAACAAAGGCAUCGGAUUCUCUGUUACAUGCUGUCGCACGCAGUGUGCUGCCCCUCCCCGACCAUCCGACUGGCCAUCUUGAAGUCGCUAAGACGGGUCUCGGAUACUGUGAAGCUUCAAAUGCUUCUUCCUAUUAUCGAAGAGGCUCUUGAAUCACCAAUCUCCACUGGAGAUGAGAAAGAGCUGCAGGUGUAUGCACUGGAGGCAUUCGACAGCUCUUCGGCGAAAGAAGUUAACCCAGAGGACAGUAGUGCGUGGUUUGUAUUUAAGCGUGCAGUGAAGCACUACUUCAGUAACGGAGCCGUGAUGGACCAAUGGACAUGUCUUUGCAAAACGCUCAAGGACUCCCUAUUCUCUGCUCUCUCUGUGAAGCGGCAACACGAAAUUAGUCUUCUUCUGAUUGAGCUUGGAAGUGGAAGUGGGAACGAGGAUGGGAUAAAGCACCUUCUCACACAAUGCGUGAAGAAACCAAACCUCAUGAUUUCAUUGCUGCAAUCUUUGCAACCGGAUGUCAAAGAUACGAGUGAUCGUGUUCGCAAACGGGCCAAGACAGACGAGCCAUCGUCGGACUCCGAGAGCACUUCGCUAUCACGUCUUGCUUUCUUAGCUGAGAUCCUGUCUUCUCAGAAAUUACCAGGCUCACUCGACCUCGUCUCUGCUCUACUUGACGCUUUAAGUCGAGUCGCUUCUUCCACUGCUGCUCGCGCGGAUAUUAUAUAUGCGCAGCAGCUUUUGAUGACAUGCUUAGAAUCCGCUGUCUCUCACAUACAGGAGCUUCCGACACUUUCGCCGAACGCAGUCAGAGUCGAUGUUCUAGUAGAACUCAUGCGAACAUCUGAGAACCCGCAAACGUUCAACCAGGCGCUUCUGUUAAUGGCAUCGCUCGCAAGACUAUCUCCUGCAUCCGUCUUACACAACGUCAUGCCCAUCUUCACCUUUAUGGGAUCGAACGUAUUCCAUCGUGACGAUUCGUACAGCUUUAAGGUAAUUCAGAAAACAAUCGAGAGUAUUGUUCCAGUAGCAAUCGCUUCUUUGAAGGAGAAAUAUGACAGCGCCCUUGACCUUUACGUUGGCUCAAGAGACCUACUUCGGACAUUCACUGAUGCUUCAACUCACGUCCCGCGCCAUCGUCGGACCAGCUUCUUCACACAUCUUAUUGACGUGUUGAAUCCUACGGACUAUCUUGCGCCUAUACUAAUGCUGCUGGCGGAUAAGUCAGCGAACCGUGUCUCUCGACAAGAGAAGCAGGAAGCGCAGACAACCUUGACGCUUCCUCUCGGCGUCAUGCAACACUACGCACCAAACCUCGCCCUUUCGGCUUGUAAAGAAAUUAUCAACGAAGUACGGAGGCUAGUGAAGGUAAUUGAGCAACCGGCAUCUGAUACCACUGUCUUCCUUGAGGCGAAUGCCCCGGAAGAGCAAGUCGUGUCACCCUCAACUCUCCGGAAGCGACAAUGUCAGACCUUACUUAUCCUCGUUGGCUUCGGUAUCAAGCAAAUUCCUGCUGCGCGGCUUGCGAAGGCCCCAAGUGAUGAUCUCCAGACGAUCGUUACCUCAUUGAUGGAAUUGUCGACACUGGAUCAAAGUGAAAAGAGUGGCACAGAACUUCAAGAGAUCGGGAACUCUGCACAAUGGGCGCUUUUCCAAUCGAUGUCUGUUAUUUCAGCUUCAUUCUUCUCUUCCACUAUAUUGUCGAUGCUUUCGAGUGACAACAAGCAGAUAUACCAAGCGGCUUUCAGCCUCCUUGCUUCGCGUGUACCAGACAUAAAAACGGAAGCCCGAGAGGAAAUCUCGUCGACCAUGGCUCAAAUUGUUACUCGCAUGAAGGAUCUCGUGCCCUCGUUCCAAGACACAACCACAAUAGCGGAAGCGAUGAAGGCGCUCCUCAGCAUUGGAUCGACGUCAUGUGCGAAAGAGGAAUCUGCGCUGACGAAUAUGAUUCCUGUAAUAACCGACAUAGUCAGGAAAUAUCCGGGUAUCUGCGAAGCUGUUGCCGUCCUUCCUGUAUUAUCAACGAGACUCGGACCUCGGGUUAUCCCUUAUCUUCGCUCGCUCGUUGACACCUGUGUGACUUUGGUCAAGUCGUAUGACAAAGCAUUGAGCUACGAAUCCCUCGUGCAAGGCCUGUACGCACUCAAUAGCCUCUUGCGAACUAUUCCGUCAUUCUGGGGUGUUCAAGAAAUCAAGCUCGUCAUAGACCUUUAUCUAGACGAAGAACUAGCCGUCUCGAAGAAUCUAUCUUCUAACACGGAGAAGCUCGUCAAGUUGUUGGCGAAGCAACUACCAAGCAAGAUCCUCCUGUCAUCUCUGCUUCAGUGUUGGCCGUCUAUCGAAGAACUGAGACGACACAACGGGACUUCUAGAUACGGCAGAUUCUUCGAGUUGCUCAAGCGUUGCUUGCAUUUCGCAUCUCGCUCAGACAUGCUCGAAAAUCUCCGUGACCUCUUUAACCAUUUCCUCCAAGCCUUUGACGUCCGUAGUCUCCUCACGGCUGACGAAGCUUUAUCAGUAGAGGACAAAAUCAUAGCAGCAUACGUCGAGUUAGUUGUAAAACUCAAUGAAACCGCAUUCCAGCCUCUCUUUAGGAGGUCGUGUGAUUGGGCGUUUGGUGAAAGCUCAUCUCCGGAGAAGCAGAUUGCGUUCUGCAGGCAAUACACGGCUCUAUUAGAUCUUUUCAAGGAGCUAAUGACACCUUAUACGUCAUUCGUCCUUACCCACAUUAUCGAAUUGCUUAAGUCCUUCUCGUCUGCCGAGAAUACCAACAAGGCGUUAUGGCUCUCAUCCAUUGAGAUGCUGUCAAAGAGUUUCGUCGUAGAUGACGGAGCUUACUGGCUCGACUCGAAACUUGCUCUCGUCACGCCGUCCUUAGCCUCUCAGGUUCCGAUUUGUAUCAACAUGAAGCUCGCCUCGGGAUCAGGCAAAGAAGUCCUCAUUACAUGUCUGACUACGCUUCUCGACUGUCUCGACGAUGACUCCACACUCAAAACUCUCAACACGGGCGUAUUAUCACAUACACGUUCGGAGGAUACGAGGGUGCGAAUAUUCGCUCUCCAAUGCGCUGUUGCAUUGUGGGAAGCACAUGGGUCGAAGUUACGAGGACUAGGCAACGAAACAGCUACGUAUAUCAUCGAGUGCGCGGAAGAUGUGAACGAUGACGUCGUACGUGCAUGUCGUCAGCUCAAAGACGUCGUCCAGGCUUCAGUCGGAAAAAUUGAGGGACUCUAAUAAUCUCAUUCUGGCUUGUGGCAAGCUGAAACUGCAGUUCUAGCAAUUAAACCGUACAUGGCUGGUAACGAUUUUAGCACGAGAACAUAUUAGAACACGUAGCAGGUCCUAAGCUAAACAGUAAUGGAUUAUGAUCCUAGACAUAUUUUGGAUAAUAUUGUUAGAUAUUGUCUUAGUGCACAGCUCCAAGAAGAUAGCCUAUUGAUAAGAAA
Molecule: messenger RNA, 6326 nt
Organism: Fomitiporia mediterranea MF3/22
Lineage: Eukaryota; Fungi; Basidiomycota; Agaricomycetes; Hymenochaetales; Hymenochaetaceae
Exons: 26
Coding region: 1-6114 (2037 amino acids)
Biological process (GO): maturation of SSU-rRNA from tricistronic rRNA transcript (SSU-rRNA, 5.8S rRNA, LSU-rRNA); positive regulation of transcription by RNA polymerase I
Cellular component (GO): t-UTP complex; small-subunit processome; 90S preribosome
Molecular function (GO): snoRNA binding
Source: RefSeq, a predicted model, not a curated record